Etheostoma spectabile (orangethroat darter) is the source of this 1554-nucleotide messenger RNA. Its product is annotated as zinc finger protein 345-like. The record is from RefSeq and is a predicted model, not a curated record. Gene Ontology annotation, cellular component: nucleus. The transcript is spliced from 5 exons. Gene Ontology annotation, biological process: regulation of gene expression. Bases 1 to 1278 code for a protein of 425 amino acids. Lineage: Eukaryota; Metazoa; Chordata; Actinopteri; Perciformes; Percidae.
AUGGAGGAGGACAACCAGGACCAGGAGCAGCGGAGCAACAAGGUCCCCAGAAGACCAGCAGCAGACUGGGCCUCUGAUAGCAGCCAUGUUCAGGAGUCCUCAGAAGACGGCAAGCUGGCCACCGUAGCAGGAAAGGAGGAGGAGGAGGAGGAGGAGAAGGAGUAUGUGGUAAAGGAGGUUUUGGACCGCAGAGAGUGUCAGCACUGUGACAAAACCUUCACAGCAUCAGCACAUUUAAAGAUUCAUCAAAGAGUUCACACUGGAGAGAAGCCAUACAGCUGUGAUCAGUGUGGGGCAGCUUUCACACAACAGAGAACCCUAAAAAUACAUCAACGCAUUCACACUGGAGAGAAGCCGUACAGCUGUGAUCAAUGUGGAGCAGCUUUCACACAACAGAGUACCCUAAAAAGCCAUCAACGCAUUCACACUGGAGAGAAGCCGUACAGCUGUGAUCAAUGUGGGAAAAGAUUUUCUCGUGGUGAUGCCCUUAAAUCUCACCAGCGCAUUCACACUGGAGAGAAGCCGUACUCGUGUGAACAAUGUGGGGAAACUUUUUCUCGGAGUGAUGCCCUUAAAUCUCACCAGCGCAUUCACACUGGAGAGAAGCCGUACUGGUGUGAACAAUGUGGGAAAACCUUUUCUGAAGGUGGUAGCCUUAAAAAACACCAUCGCAUCCACACUGGAGAGAAGCCGUACUCGUGUGAACAAUGUGGGAAAACGUUUUCUAGGAGAGGUAACCUUAGAUCUCACCAGCGCAUUCACACUGGAGAGAAGCCGUACAGCUGUGAGCAAUGUGGGAAAAUGUUUUCUCAUAGUAGUAGCCUUGAAUCUCACCACCGCAUUCACACUGGAGAGAAGCCGUACUGGUGUGAACAAUGUGGGAAAACCUUUUUUCGUAGUGAUCACUUUAAAAAACACCAGCUCAUUCACACGGGUGAGAAGCCUUACAGAUGUGAUCAAUGUGGGGCAGCUUUCACACUACAGAACACCCUAAAAAGCCAUCAACGCAUUCACACUGGAGAGAAGCCGUACAGCUGUGAACAAUGUGGGGAAACGUUUUCUCGUGGUGAUAACCUUAAAACUCACCAGCGCAUUCACACUCGAGAGAAGCCGUACUCGUGUGAUCAGUGUGGGAAAACGUUUUCUCAAAGUAGUGCCCUUAAUUCUCACCAGCGCAUUCACACUGGAGAGAAACCGUACUGGUGUGAACAAUGUGGGAAAACCUUUUCUCAGAGUGGCAGCCUUAAAAAACACCAGCUCAUUCACACUGCCUCGUAGUGAACAUGUUUCAGAGCCAAGCUGUUUCCUCCUCCUCAUGCCCUGAUAGCUGUGUUGUUAUAUUCUGAUCUUCUCUCCACAUUGAAGGCUGACCAGCAGUAACUCUAUCUUCUGAACAGCAUGUAUGUUGUGUAUAAAAACAACCCCAGUACACUAGACCUUCACAUCAACUGCAACUAGACUCCUGCAAACAUGCCUAAGAUUCAAGGUGUUUAGCCUUGACUUUGACUAUAAAUAUGAGUUGAUGUGGACUCUCUCUUCAGCGCAUACCCACUU